GCUGGGUUUUCACCUCAGCCGGCACUCAUGCUCAACCUAGGCAGGGCCGGGCAAGAGGGCCUAGCGGGAGGCUGGGUGAGGGUCGGAGGGCGCCGCCCCGCGCUUCGGCUAGGUCUGAGACGCGCCGGCCUCCCGCGGCUGUUCCGGAGAAGCGGCGCCCCCUCUCCGCCAGGACCCCGAGGCAGGGGUUUCCCCCGCCGCCUCCUCGGAGCGCCUCUUCCCGCUGUGCCCGCACCAGUCGGCCUGGCCCAGGGUCCCCGAAGGAAAAGCAUCUCCGCUGUUGUGGAAAAGGGCCACAGCGUCCUUUUGUCACCGACCGGGCGAUUGCAGUGCGUUCCGGUCAUUUUUUCCAGGACACUUUCUGUCUUCAUGAGAGGGACUUUGAGGAGGCAAAGCUGGUGGCUGGGUUACUGAUGGAUUCUUCUCAGCACUUAGUGACCUUUGAGGAUGUGGCUGUGGACUUUCCCCAGGAGGAGUGGACUUUGUUGGAUCAAACCCAGAGAGAUCUCUACAGAGAUGUGAUGUUGGAGAACUACAAGAAUCUCAUUAUACUAGGUAAUGAAUUAUGCAAACCCUGUUUCAUGUCUGGAUUGGAACAAAUGGAAGAGCUGAGGACAGGAGUGACAGGAGUUCUGCAGGAAUUGGAUUUGCAACUCAAAACCAAAGGCUCCCCACUGCUGCAAGAUAUUUCUGCAGAAAGAUCACCAAAUGGAAUACAAUUGGAGAGAAGCAAUACUGCAGAGAAACUCUAUGACUCUAACCAUUCUGGAAAAGUCUUCAGUGAACACCCAUUUCUUAUGACUCACAUGAGAACUCACAUUGGAGAGAAAACUUCUGAGGAUAAUCAGAGUGGAAAAGCCUUAAGAAAGAACUUUCCUCAUAGUUUUUACAAGAAAAGUCAUGCUGAGGGGAAAACGCCUAAGUGUGUUAAACAUGAAAAAGCCUGCAACCAGUUUCCGAAUCUUACUAGGCAGAAUAAAACUCACACACAAGAGAAAUUGUGUGAAUGCAAAGAUUGUUUUAGAACUUUUCUUGAUCAGUCAUCCCUUAAGGUACAUAUAAUAUCUCACAGUGGAGACAAACACUAUGUAUGUAAGGAAUGUGGGAAAGCCUUCAGUAAUUCCUCACACCUUAUAGGACAUGGAAGAAUUCACAGUGGAGAGAAGCCUUAUGUCUGUAAAGAAUGUGGUAAAGCUUUCACUCAAUCCACAGGACUUAAAUUACACAUCAGAACUCACACUGGAGAAAAACCAUAUAAAUGUAAAGAGCGUGGGAAAGCCUUCACCCAUUAUUCAUAUCUUACUGAUCAUACAAGAAUUCACAGUGGAAAGAAGCCCUAUGUAUGUAUGGAAUGUGGAAAAGCGUUCACUGGAUCCACAGGACUUAUUUUACACAUACGAAUUCACACUGGAGAAAAGCCAUAUGAAUGUAAGGAGUGUGGAAAAGCUUUUAUUCAUUCCUCAUACCUUACAAAACAUGUAAGGAUUCACAGUGGAGAGAAGCCAUAUUUAUGUAAGGAAUGUGGGAAAGCUUUUACUCGUUCCUCAGGACUUGUUUUACACAUGAGAACACAUACUGGAGAAAAGCCCUAUGAAUGUAAAGAAUGUGGGAAACCCUUUAAUAAUUCCUCAAUGCUUAGUCAACGUGUAAGGAUUCACACUGGAGAGAAGCUGUUUGAAUGCAAGGAAUGUGGGAAAGCUUUUGCUCAAUCUUCGGGUCUUAGUACCCAUUUAAGAACUCACACUGGAGAAAAGGCCUAUGAAUGUAAGGAAUGCGGUAAAGCAUUCGCUUGUUCCAAAAAUCUUAAUAUGCACAUGCGAAAGCACACAGGAGAAAAGCCUUAUGCAUGUAAAGAAUGUGGGAAGGCCUUCAAGUAUUCCACAUGCCUUAAUGUUCACAUGCGAACUCACUCUGGAGCAAAACCAUAUGAAUGUAAGAAAUGUGGGAAAAACUUCACUCAAUCUUCAGCACUUGCUAAACAUCUAAGAACUAAGGCAUGUGAAAAAACCUGAAGUGUUCCUCAGAUCUUAGUAUUUACAUCUAAACUCAUCUGGAAAAAAAUCAUAUGAAGAGACGAGGUUUCAUCAUGUUGGCCAGGCUGGUCUCAAACUCCUGACUUCAGGUGAUUCACCCAUCUUGGCCUCCCAAAGUGUGAGGAUUACAGACAUAAGCUACCAUGCCCGCCCUUGAAAUGCUGUUUCUAAAAGGUAUAUGGAAGAACAAUAGACAAGGAUAAUCAAGACCCAGCUGAUAAAAAAGGUGGAAGAACUUGCCCUAAUGAAUAUCAAGAUUAAAACUGUAGUAAUUAAGAUACUGUCUUCCUCCCUCCCUCCCUCCCUUCCUUCCUUUUCUUCCUUUCUUUCUUUUCUUCCCUCUGUUGCCCAGGCUGGAGUAGAGUGGGCACGCUGCAGACUCCCUGCCUCUGGCUCCCGUGAUUCUCCUGCCUUGGCCUGCGGGCUGCCCGGGAUUGCGGGCACGCACCACCACCCCUGCCUGGUUUUUGCCCUUUGGCUGGAGGCGCGGUUUUGCCAUGUUGGCCAGGCUGGUCUCCAGCUCCUGACCUCGAGUGGUCUGCCCGCCUUGGCCUCCCGAGGUGCUGGGACUGCAGACCGACUCUAGCUCACUCGGUGCUCGGUGUUGCCGGGGCUGGAGUGCGGUGGCGUGUUCUUGGCUCGCUGCAGCGUCCGCCUCCCAGCCGCCUGCCUUGACCUCCCAGGGUGCUGGGAUUGCAGCCUCUGCCCGGCCGCUGCCCUGUCUGGGAGGUGGGGAUCGUCUCUGCCUGGCCGCCCAUCGUCUGGGAUGUGAGGAGCGCCUCUGCCCGGCCGCCCCGUCUGGGAGGUGAGGAGCGCCUCUGCCCAGCCGCCACCCAGUCUAGGAAGUGAGGAGCGUCUCUGCCUGGCCGCCCAUCGUCUGGGAUGUGAGGAGCGCCUCUUCCCGGCUGCCAUCCCAUCUAGAGAGUGAGGAACGUCUCUGCCCGGCUGCCCUGUCUGGGAAGUGAGGAGCGCCUCUUCCCGGCCACCCCAUCUGGGAUGUGAGGAGUGCCUCUGCCUGGCCGCCCAUUGUCUGGGAUGUGAGGAGCGCCUCUGCCCAGCUGCCCCGUCUGGGAAGUGAGGAGCGCCUCUGCCCAGCCGCCACCCCGUCUGGGAAGUGAGGAGCGCCUCUGCCCGGCCACCCCGUCUGGGAAGUGAGGAGCGCCUCUGCCCAGCCGCCACCCCGUCUGGGAAGUGAGGAGCGCCUCUGCCCAGCCGCCACCCCGUCUGGGAAGUGAGGAGCGCCUCUGCCCAGCCGCCACCCCGUCUGGGAAGUGAGGAGCGCCUCUGCCCAGCCGCCACCCCGUCUGGGAAGUGAGGAGCGCCUCUGCCCAGCCACCCCAUCUGGGAAGUGAGGAGCGCCUCUGCCCGGCCGCCCCGUCUGGGAAGAAGUGAGGAGCGCCUCUGCCUGGCCACCCAUCUGGGAAGAAGUGAGGAGCGUCUCUGCCUGGCCGCCCCAACUGGGAAGUGAGGAGCGCCUCUGCCCGGCCACCCAUCAUCUGGGAAGUGAGGAGCGCCUCUGCCCAGCCGCCACCCCGUCUGGGAAGUGAGGAGUGCCUCUGCCCAGCCGCCACCCCGUCUGGGAAGUGAGGAGCGCCUCUGCCCGGCCACCCCAUCUGGGAAGUGAGGAGCGCCUCUGCCCGGCCGCCCCGUCUGGGAAGAAGUGAGGAGCGCCUCUGCCUGGCCACCCAUCUGGGAAGAAGUGAGGAGCGUCUCUGCCUGGCCGCCCCAACUGGGAAGUGAGGAGCGCCUCUGCCCGGCUGCCCAUCAUCUGGGAAGUGAGGAGCGCCUCUGCCCGGCCGCCCAUCGUCUGGGAUGUGAAGAGCGCCUCUGCCUGGCCACCCCAUCUGGGAAGUGAGGAGCGCCUCUGCCCGGCCGCCCCGUCUGGGAGGUCUACCACGGAGGCCAGAUGCAAUGUGGGGGCUGGGCGUGGUGGCUCAUGCCUGUAGUCCCAGCACUCUGGGAGGCCGAGGCAGGUUGAUCACUUGAGGCUAGGAGUUCGAGACCAGCCUGGCCAACAUGGCGAAACAUAUGAAAAAUACAACAGACAAACCAACCAACCCAGUGACAACAAAACAGGUCUACCCUGGAGUCAUAGUCUAAUUUUUUCUAUUUUCCUCCCUUUCUGAUCCUUUAUCCCACUUGCUUUUUCUUCCUCUUCCUUCUCCUUCUUCUUUGUCAAAUAGAGGAUUGAGUUAUUAUCUUGAUCCAUACAAAGUCCCUCUCUCAUUUAUUUUCUUUAAUUCCCACCCCCCAUUUCUAUUCCCCGUCUUCCCAUGUGCAACCUUCCUAAUAUGUUUGAUAUGCAUCUUUUUGUUUGUAUGUAUUUUUAGAAAAUGUUUAUUGUUUUGUGUGCAAAAAAAUUAAUAAAAUUCCUUCUAGUCCUAUUAAAAAAAA
Messenger RNA from Symphalangus syndactylus (siamang), 4427 nucleotides. It is a transcript of the gene ZNF846, whose product is annotated as zinc finger protein 846. NCBI's taxonomy places the organism in Eukaryota, Metazoa, Chordata, Mammalia, Primates, Hylobatidae. Gene Ontology annotation, biological process: regulation of transcription by RNA polymerase II. Gene Ontology annotation, molecular function: RNA polymerase II cis-regulatory region sequence-specific DNA binding; DNA-binding transcription factor activity, RNA polymerase II-specific. The record is from RefSeq and is a predicted model, not a curated record.